UCCCAUCUGUUCUUGAGAAGUAAAAUGUUGCGCACAUUAGUUGGAGCUCAAAAAUGCUUCUGCCUGGCCAAUAGGCAUCGGAAUUGUUUGCGUCCAAGCAAUUUGGCAGCUGCAGUUAACGUGGCAUUCAUACGACACUAUGUGCCUCCGACGCACAUCAAGCAAUCGGCAGUGCCCAAUGAAUCAGGCACCAUGUCGCAGAUCAAGCAGGAGAUGAUGACGCGCUUGGGCCUGGAGCCAGGUUAUCAGCCGCUGCCCAAAUCACGCGAACAUCUGCUCAAGUUUCAGCCCAAGCCAGAGGAGUUGCCGCCACGUGCUAUGCAGGAUUCAUUUACUUCAGCCAUCAUACCGCUGAGCACGGAUCGCGCAAAGCAGGACAAGUACGUCACUUAUUUGGGCAACGUGCGCAUGGGUAGACUGCUGGAGGAUAUGGACAUGUUUGCUUGCUGGUGUUGCCACAAGCAUUUGGUGGUGCCAAAGCUGCCGGAGAAUGUGCAUCUGCCAUAUACGUUUGUCACUAUACUCGUGGAUCGCAUUGACUUCACCAACGUUUUGGCUUCGGGAACAGAAGAUAUACGCCUCUCUGGACAUGUGUCCUGGGUGGGCAAGAGCUCUAUGGAGGUGGUGGUUUGGCUGGAGCAAAAGCAGAAUGGCAGCUACAAGAAACUAACGCGUGCGCUCUUCCUAAUGGCGGCACGCAAUGCCACGAAUACUGCAGCGGCGCCAGUGAAUGCCAUAGAGCCGGCGAAUGAGGAGGAGAAAGUCAUCUUGGCGGGUGGCAUGGAUCGCAAAAAGCAGCGUCAGUUGCUGGGCGCUCAAUCAAUCUUCAAGGUGGAGCCCAACGAUCCGGAGCAAACGCUUAUGUAUGAGCUUUGGAAGCGCACCACACCCUCGGACACCAUGGAGCUGAACAAGCGCAUCUUGCCUGCCAAUUGCCGCUGGAUGUCGGACUCUUACCAAAUGAGCACCAUACCUUCGUUUCCGGAGCAUCGUAAUCAUCACAAUCGCGUCUUUGGUGGCUUUCUCAUGCGCUCCGCUCUAGAGAUUAGUUGGGCGGCUGCCGUGCUCUACUGCGGCACGCGUCCCAGACUGGAACACAUUGCUGAUAUUAGCUUUGAGAAGCCUGUGAGCGUAGAUUCGUUUAUUAAAAUGACUGCCUAUGUGGUCUACACCAAACUCAACUAUCUACAAAUUAUGACUGUGGCCGAAGUACUCGAUCCGCAUACGUCCAACCAGGUGACCACAAAUACCUUCUACUAUACAUUUGCUGCUCCGCAAACUGUCACCGAAGUGCUGCCACGUUCCUAUCACGAGACCAUGUGGUAUAUACAAGGACGUCGCAAGUUUGAAUACAGCAUGGGCCUCAAGGCACCAUAGAUACUUAAUUGGAAUCAUAUUUCGAAAGCAGGAUAUUAAUGGAGGCUAUGUAAACGAUGCUCGUCAGUAUAUUAAAUAAAAAACUUAAAAUUGAAAGCUUAAUAAAGAAUAUUCAAAUCUUAACUUGCUAGCAAAAUGAAAUAUUUUAAACU
Molecule: messenger RNA, 1529 nt
Organism: Drosophila busckii
Lineage: Eukaryota; Metazoa; Arthropoda; Insecta; Diptera; Drosophilidae
Product: acyl-coenzyme A thioesterase 9, mitochondrial
Exons: 5
Coding region: 25-1377 (450 amino acids)
Biological process (GO): acyl-CoA metabolic process
Cellular component (GO): mitochondrion
Molecular function (GO): fatty acyl-CoA hydrolase activity
Source: RefSeq, a predicted model, not a curated record